GGAAGAUGAGAGUAAAUAAAUAGGGGACGGGCAUUUCGUCGAAAGAAUUUAGUUUUCUGAUAAGAUAGCUCCAGUUUAUGGAAGAAGGAAAUUAAAUAGAGUUCCCCUUGCCUUAGGCGGAGUGGAUGUGAGCUGAGUGUUUAGUGUAUGUGAGUAGGCGUAUUCUUCCUACAGAAGUGGUUGGCUGCAAAAUGUCCAGAGGUCUAGGUUCAUAUCAUUGUGUACUGAGAUGUGGGGCUCUGCUUUUCAGACCUUCGGCAAAACUGUUUCAGAGUAAAUCUUUGCAUCUCAACUGGAAUGGAAACUGUCCCAUCGCCAGGCCCUUUGCUGUAAAAUGGCAUUCCACAGGACCGGUGAGUGAUGUCAUCACACAGAUGAAGUCUCAAGGCGUCUCUGAUAUAAUCCCUCGAGGGAUACAUCUGGAGAUAACUUGGAAUGACGAAACUGCCAGUCGCUUUUACAGCUUAUGGCUGCGUAAAAAUUGUCAUUGUCGGUUGUGUCGGCACGACAACGGACAGCUUCUUUUGCCAAGUUUUUCGUUGCCCGAGUCUCUAACAGUCAAAUCAGCCAGCAUCAAAUCAGAGAAUGGAGCUCUAAACAUUGAUUGGAAUGAAGAGGACCAUGUGACGACGAUACCUCUACAAUAUCUUAAAGACAACUGUUACUCUGAUAAGUCAUUGCAAAAGGAGUCCAAGAAACUGGAGGUAUCAGUGUGUCAGGAUUUAAGAGAACAUCAUUAUGAAGAUUUACUCUCCGCUAAAGACAAUGACAACAGCUUCCUCACAGAUCUGAAUGAAGUUGGACUAGUUCUAGUCAAGGGAGUUCCCCAAGAACCUGAUAAAGUAAACAAGGUUGCAGAGAUUGUUUCCCAUGUGCAAGAAACAUUUUACGGCAAGUCUUUCAGUGUAGAGAGUACAGAGAAUGCAAUCAACCUUGCAUACACUCCUGAUGCUUUGGAGCUACAUAUGGAUCUGGUUUACUUCCAGUCUCCACCAGGAUUGCAACUACUUCAUUGCUUAAGAUUUGAUGAGCAAGUGGAGGGUGGAGAGAGUGUUUUUCUUGACUCGAUCCUCGUAGCUCAAGAGAUGCAGCAGAACUAUCCCGAAUUGUUUGAGACACUCCUCAGGGUCCCAGCUACAUUUCAGAAGAUUCAUUUUGACAGGGAGGUCCCUGCAGCUUACAUCUACCGAAAACCACAUAUCACUGUUACUCCAGAAGGCAAGAUAAACUCAUUAAUUUGGUCUCCGCCAUUUGAAGGGCCUCUCAGAGUCCCAGAGAAAGAUGUGGAGCCGUACUACAAAGCUUACAGAAAACUUGCCGAGUUAAUAUACAACUCUAAACAGAAGAUCUCUAAAAGACUCCAGCCUGGUGACUGUAUCGUUUUUAACAACAUUCGCAUACUCCAUGCACGCCAUGCAUUUAUGUUGAAUGGAGGGAAGAGACAUCUCAUGGGAUGUUAUGUUAAUAUCGAUGACUUCAAAAGUCGUGUCCAAGUGGUGCACAUGAAGAAGGGAUCUGGCACCAUGGCUAAACGAGUGAACAAUGGAGACUGGUCAUAAACGCCAUGGCAGAGCUGAAACUUGUCUUGAAAGUAUAAUUUAUAACGCGACAAGUAAUCAUUCUCAGGACAUUUACAGGGCGGUUGGAUAGGCUUAGUGGUAUUAUCUUUCCCCACCUUUCACCUCUAGGAUCCUGGUUCGAACCCAGCCAAGGGCACUGCGGGAUUGGGCUUAGUUUUCGUCCCUACCUGACUGCAUCCAUCAUGUCCAUGGGUAUUUCCUGGAACAUUUGUAUGGGGUUUUCCUCGCACAUCUUGUCUUCUAUGUAUGGGAAUCUUGGCUUGUGUAGUAAUUAUAAGUUCACUUUUCUGAGAACCCUUGGCUUCAGGACCAAAAUUAAUAAAAAACAAAACAAAUUAUAAAGUACUUCUGCUAUAUAAAAAAUACCUAAUGAUAAAGUUUCUAUUUUGUUACAUGUUUGUCACACUACAGGGUGUCACAAUUUAUGUAAACGCGGUAUACAAUGUUGCUUAUUUGCACAGUACUUCAGCUGUUUUCAGCUGUUUUUCAGCUGUUUUUCAUGGUUACAUCUUAGUGUGUAGACUAUAAAAACUAUUAAAUACUCAUAGAUCAAAGCUAAAUUUAUGUAUUUUGUAAACACUAAAUAGUUGUCUAUCUAUCUAUCUAUCUAAUUUUCUACCGACAAAGCAAGGCGUUUUCUUGUGUGUAUUUUUAUAAGAUGUUCACAAUGCAGUGUGAUUAACACAUAGAGUUAUAUAUAAGAACUAGAGCGCGCACUGGCCUAUAUACGCGCCCCGGUAUGCGAGCAGGCGACCA
Messenger RNA from Asterias rubens (European starfish), 2336 nucleotides. Its product is annotated as probable gamma-butyrobetaine dioxygenase. Gene Ontology annotation, cellular component: mitochondrion. The transcript is spliced from 15 exons. Lineage: Eukaryota; Metazoa; Echinodermata; Asteroidea; Forcipulatida; Asteriidae. Gene Ontology annotation, molecular function: oxidoreductase activity. Bases 192 to 1559 code for a protein of 455 amino acids. The record is from RefSeq and is a predicted model, not a curated record. Gene Ontology annotation, biological process: carnitine biosynthetic process.